This is a messenger RNA of Tripterygium wilfordii, 2109 nucleotides long. RefSeq names its product senescence-associated carboxylesterase 101. Lineage: Eukaryota; Viridiplantae; Streptophyta; Magnoliopsida; Celastrales; Celastraceae. Gene Ontology annotation, biological process: lipid metabolic process; defense response. The transcript is spliced from 4 exons. Bases 104 to 1954 code for a protein of 616 amino acids. Gene Ontology annotation, molecular function: carboxylic ester hydrolase activity. The record is from RefSeq and is a predicted model, not a curated record.
UAUUGACCCAUUGCCCAUUGACUUCCUCCAUCAAUAAAAAAGAAAAUAAUAAGCGUUGAAGUUGAAUUAUUCUCAGCAGACAGCAAUUCUCUAAUCACUUGUGAUGAGGUCUCUCACGCCAACCGGAGCCAACAAGGCAGAGAGAGUAAAUCAACAACUGGGUUCUCUGUCGCUUACCGGAGAUAACAGGGCAUGGAGAACAAAUCAACCUCCCUUAUUUAGCAGUGGAUUAGAGUUGGCAGAUGUGGUGGUGAACUCUGAUCUUCUUCGCCAUUGUUGGGAUGCAAUCUGGGGUCUUCACAGAGAAAUCAAUUCCAAUGGAGAAACAAGAAUCCUACCAUUUUCUUUGAAGUAUGAAGUUAGUCAGCUGCCUGAAUUCACCAUUAUAGCCUUUUCUACUUCUCCCACUUGUACCAGAGAUCAUCUUCAUGGAGGAGAGAAGGAUUUGGUUUCAUCUGCAGCUCUCAAGGAGACUUUCCCUCUGUUUGAGUUCCUCCUCACCAAAGGAUCGUUUUCCAUUCAUAAAGUUGCAAUUACCCUUUUGGCUUCCCUCCAUGAGGAGCUCUCUGAACUGAAAGAUAAGUAUGAAAAUGCUGCUCCUUUAAUUAUCACCGGACAUUCUUUGGGAGGAUCAAUUGCCUCACUCUUCACUCUCUGGCUGCUUGGAAGUGUCAGUCGGUCAGCCACAAAGCAACCUCUCUGCAUCACAUUUGGUGCACCUCUCAUUGGUGAUAAUGGCCUUCAACAAGCCAUUCUGGAGCGCUUGACAUGGAACUCUUGCUUUCUACAUGUGGUUGCUAACCAAGACCCAGUUCCAAGACUCUUCAUUGCACCCCAUAUUACAGAUUACAAGCCUUUUGGUACAUUUCUCAUGUGUUCUGAUUUCGGCUCGACCUGUAUAGAGGACCCUCUGGCAGUUUCAGAGUUAUUGCUGGCGACGGGAUCAGGAAGUGGAGUAAAUCAAGUUAUUCCUGGUCCAGGAGAAUGGCGAAUAGGCGACUAUGGGAGCGUUGUGGAGCAUCUAAAGUCGAGAAUGUGGCUCAAGGGGAUCUCACAGCUCGAUGAAGCGACAAUGACUUCGCUUCGAGCUGCAAUAAUCUUACAACUAGAUGCAAUUGGAAUUAGGGGAAGUCAGCAAACAAGUGCAGUCAACACUUUGAUAGAGAAAAUGGAAAAAUGGGAGGAGGCUUCUGCGCGCGAGAAAAGGUUUCUUGAUCCCACCAAGAAACUGAAUGAAGUGAAGAUAACAAUGGCACUCCUAGAAUGGUACAAGAAGAAGUCAAAGGAUAACAAUGUAGGCUAUUAUGACAGUUACAAGAACAGGGGAAGUAGAGCUGAUUGGGAUGUUGCUAGGCGGAAGAGAGUUCUCACAAACUACUGGAAGAAGAAGGUUGAAGAAGCCGAAAAACGGCCUCAAAAGGAAGGGUCAUCACUUCGGAAACGAUGGCUCUUUGCAGGAACAAAUUACAGAAGGAUGGUUGAACCUCUUGACAUAGCUGAGUAUUAUGGAGAGAAAGGACAAAAGGACUACAAAACUAAAGCAAGAUCAAGACAUUAUAUUCUGUUAGCAAAAUGGCUGGAGGAGGAAGCCAAUAAACCUGAAGACUCCCCAAAUCUUGUUAAGAAACAGAAUGUGGAAGCCAUUCUAACGGAGGAUUCUUGCUUUUGGGCCAAUGUGGAGGAGGCUAUCAUUUCAUGUAGGUUGUUGAAAGAUGAGGAAACCAGUGAUUUGGCUAAAGAAUUGUCAAGAGAGAGUCUGAUUGAGUUUGAGAAAUACGUAAUGAAAUUAAUCAAGAACUACGAUGUAUCUCCCGAGAUCUUCUUGAGUAAGAGCACUUUUAUGCAAUGGUGGAAAGAAUACGAGGGGCUUACGAUGAGAACUUCAUAUGAUUUACCACUCACUGACUUCAUGAAAACUGGUAAGUUUAAGGAAUAUUCAAGUGGUUGCUUAUAGCUCUCUAGUAAAAACACUCAUGAUUCAUGAAUGUAUUUUUGAGAAAAAAGGAAAGGGAAGGAACAGUUGUGUAUUCACUUAGGUUGUGGUGAAUGCCUUUGAACUAUAUAUAAUUGGUUCCUCUAUAUAAUUCAUCAGUAUAGAUUGGAUGUGUC